UUGGGUAUUUAAUGGAAUGAGUCAGAGUACGAAAUUUCAAAUCUCUCUUGGCAAUAGUUUCGAUAUGUUGUUCAAAUUUUUAGCUCCAUUCUUUCUAGUGGGUUGCUGUAUUGCUGCCUCAAACGAAUUCACAGAUCUGUUGAAAAAUAUAACUACACAAGACCAAUUACAUUUUGUUCAGUAUCACGUGGCUAAGGGAUAUUUUGUAGCGAACAAUUUUUCUACGGAAGGUUUUGAAAAUGGUUUUCCCGAUGAUUACAGCAAAGGUAUGUUCGAGGCUUUCCUCGAAAUCUCGAAGGACCAAAACAAAUCGUACGGAACGACGAUGCGACUGGCAACAACAAAAUUAGGUUCGCAAAUUUGCGGGCCACAUGGUCCCUGCUUUGAUCCUGACGAUGCCGGAACGCAUCCCUAAGGACUUACUUCGAAAAUUGUAAAAAUUUGAAUAAAAGGUUUUAUUUAU
Coccinella septempunctata (seven-spotted ladybird) is the source of this 463-nucleotide messenger RNA. RefSeq lists its product as uncharacterized. Bases 17 to 415 code for a protein of 132 amino acids. The record is from RefSeq and is a predicted model, not a curated record. NCBI's taxonomy places the organism in Eukaryota, Metazoa, Arthropoda, Insecta, Coleoptera, Coccinellidae. The transcript has 3 exons.